Molecule: messenger RNA, 1687 nt
Organism: Pseudoliparis swirei
Lineage: Eukaryota; Metazoa; Chordata; Actinopteri; Perciformes; Liparidae
Product: 5-hydroxytryptamine receptor 3A-like
Exons: 9
Coding region: 1-1431 (476 amino acids)
Biological process (GO): regulation of membrane potential; monoatomic ion transmembrane transport; chemical synaptic transmission
Cellular component (GO): neuron projection; membrane; synapse
Molecular function (GO): neurotransmitter receptor activity; extracellular ligand-gated monoatomic ion channel activity; transmembrane signaling receptor activity
Source: RefSeq, a predicted model, not a curated record
AUGACAGAGGUGAAACCUGCUGAGCUGAUCUUUCUCUGUUUCAUGCUGCUUCACGGUUUUGUAGCAACAUUAAAUUGCACAAGCCCAACUCCUGAAUCUUUGUUUGCUGCACUUGAGACAAAUGUAUUCACUAAAAAACUACUGCGACCUGUGAAAAACUUUUCAACUCCAAUUAACAUAACCGUUGGUAUCACUGUGGUGGGAAUUUUAGGAGUGGAUGAACAAUCCCAGGUCCUGACAACAAUGCUAUGGCAAGUCCUAGAGUGGGAAAUUGAGGGACUGAGCUGGGAUGAGGAGGAAUGUGGCUCUAAGAGAGUCUCUGUCCCUCGAGAACUGCUUUGGGUCCCAGAUAUCCAUAUCGCAGAGUUCAUGGACGAGGACAAAUCCCCCAAACCUCCCUAUGUCUACUUAGACAACACAGGUCAUGUUUAUGAUGAUAAGCCGGUCAGAGUGGUCAGCUCCUGCCGACUAGUAAUCUACACGUUCCCCUUCGAUGUCCAAGACUGCUUGCUGACCUAUGGAUCCUAUCUACACGUUGCGGCAGACAUAAGGCUGAUUCAGGGCCCCACAGCCGAAGAGAUACUGGCGGAGUCGCGAGAGGUGUUGGAGACCAAUGGGGAGUGGAAGCUUGAAGAUAUCCGUGUAGCUCCUUCUACCCUGACAUUAGAUGAGAGAAGUUUCUCUCAGAUCAAAUACCAUAUAAUUCUGAGACGUAGGUCAAUCCUCUAUGUGGUGAACCUGCUGAUCCCCAGCUGCUUCCUCAUCACAGUGGACCUCUUCAGCUUCAUGCUGCCUACUGAUAGUGUGGACCGUUCCUCCUUCAAGAUGACCCUCAUCCUGGGCUACUCCGUCUUCCUGCUCAUCAUGAACGACCUGCUGCCCAUCACCGGGGAGACACCUCUCAUCAACGUUUUCUUCUCCAUCAGUCUCGCUCUGAUGGUGACCAGCCUGUUGGAGACCAUGUUCAUCGUUAAUAUCCAGAACAGCACCAGCAACACAAUCAUGGUGCCUCACUGGCUCAGUGUACUCGUGCUACAAUAUCUCGCUGUUAUUGUUUUGCUCCCUCGAAAGAGAGUCGUCACCCGAGCCACUUACUUCUCCAACACAGCUGCCAGAGCACAGAAUUUCAGCAUCAACAGCAUCUCAGCAUUUCAUCUUCAGCACGCCUCUGGUGAUGACUCUCUAGCGAAACCCCCGAUGACGCCUCCGGAGCCGGCCCUGGAUGAGCUGAGGAAACUGAGCAGAGACCUCUCGGCCAUCCGCCUCCACAUAGAGAAACACGAUCAGGGGUGCAAAACCAUGGAUGAAUGGCGAAUGAUCGGCAAAGUACUCAACCGGCUGCUGUUCGGCAUGUACAUAGUCUUCAUCACUGUCAGCUUCAUCACCAUCAUAUGUAUCUGGAACUUGAGCAAGACACCACAAGAGGGUUGAAAGCGCGAUUGAGAAAACGUUCUUACGCAAUUGAGCAUGCAGUAUUCUGAGAUGAGGCGCAUGUUGAUUAAAUCUGUCAAAGAAUACAAUGUGAGUUUCUGUAUCUUGGACAACGUUGGUGGAGUUGUAUUUAUGAGAGUAACUAUUGACGAGAUCAUAUGAUGCUCUGACUACAUUUCUGGAUAAUAAUUUGAAAGGUUUUUCCCUCCUGCUUGUGCCAUCUAUCUUGCCUUUCAUACAGAUGAGGUUUUACAUG